Molecule: messenger RNA, 244 nt
Organism: Centrocercus urophasianus (Greater sage-grouse)
Lineage: Eukaryota; Metazoa; Chordata; Aves; Galliformes; Phasianidae
Product: tubulin beta-4B chain-like
Exons: 2
Coding region: 41-229 (62 amino acids)
Biological process (GO): neuron migration; mitotic cell cycle; microtubule cytoskeleton organization
Cellular component (GO): microtubule; cytoplasm
Molecular function (GO): structural constituent of cytoskeleton; GTP binding
Source: RefSeq, a predicted model, not a curated record
GCGGGAGGUGACGGAGGGCGUGUGGCGCGGUAGUGGCAUCAUGCGUGAGAUCGUGCACAUCCAGGCCGGGCAGUGCGGCAACCAGAUCGGCGCCAAGUUCUGGGAGGUGAUCAGCGAUGAGCAUGGGAUUGACCCGACUGGCAGCUACCAUGGGGACAGCGACCUGCAGCUGGAGAGAAUCAACGUGUACUACAAUGAAGCUGCUGGUGAGUUGGUCUGCAUCCUCUGACAUCCUUAAAUUAAC